Drosophila biarmipes is the source of this 3221-nucleotide messenger RNA. RefSeq names its product RNA-binding protein 5-A. Gene Ontology annotation, molecular function: RNA binding. The record is from RefSeq and is a predicted model, not a curated record. The transcript has 13 exons. Gene Ontology annotation, cellular component: nucleus. Bases 170 to 3049 code for a protein of 959 amino acids. Lineage: Eukaryota; Metazoa; Arthropoda; Insecta; Diptera; Drosophilidae. Gene Ontology annotation, biological process: mRNA splicing, via spliceosome.
GUGAACGGCAAAAGGAGGCCGAGAUUUUUUCUAUCCCAUUCGUGUUUUUUUUUCUGACCGUAUAGAUCAAAUUGUUUCUAUUCGAAUGAGCAGAGAGCUCUAGGCGGCGGAACAAGUUUAACCGGAAAUCGCAUCCUGUUAGAAACGCGGUGAACAAAUACGCUCCAGCAUGGAUUCCCGAUAUGGUCGCAGCUUCUCGGGAGGCAAUGGCAACGAGUCGGGCUACAGGCGCUAUACCCGCUCCAGAUCCCGAUCCAGGGAGCGCAGUCGGGAUCGCAACGAGUACAGACGUCGCAGCUCGCGCUCCCGCAGUCGGGAGAGGUCCACGCACUACAGGCACGAUCACAGUUCGGAUCGCGAUCUCUACCGUGACCUGAUCAACGAGGAUUACGAAGAUCAGGGGAGCUAUGGCUCAAGGCAUAACUAUGAUCAUCGUCAGCAGCGCAACGAGGACAACUACGAUCGUCGGGAUGUGGAUAGCCACGGUCGCCGGGAUCAUGAGAGCUAUAACAGUCAUAACCGUCAUGAGCAGAACAACCACGAUCAACGUAGUCAGGAUAAAUAUGACAAUGAGCGCGAUCACCGCUGGAAGAACUACGAUCGGGAGUCGAAGGAGCGCAACUAUGACGACUUUGACAGGGGAUCUGAGCGCAGCAGCCGCAGUGGCGACCAGCGCCAGUACAAUAAUAAUGGCAAUGGGAACUCUAGCAGCAACAAUAGAGAUCGGGAGAGGGAACGCGAAAGACAGUAUUCCUCGGAUGAGGACAGCGACAUUGCCAAUGAAUUUAAGCAGCGAGGUCAUCAUGGCGGCAGCGUGGAGCCGCUCAACAACAUAAUCCUCUUCGGUCUGAAGAAGCACGUCACCGAGGCAGACAUCAUGGGCGAGCUGAUCAAAGUCGAUAUGGAACCCAGUUCCAUUCGCGUGAUGAGGAAGCAGCCAACAGGUGCCUCACGCUGUUUUGCAUUUGUCGAGUUUAAAACCGUUGAGGAGGCGAGACAAUGGAUGGAGUUAACCCAGGGAGUGCUCCAGCUGGGAGACCAUCGUGUAUCCAUGCAGUAUAGCCACACUCGCAUCUCGGACUGGACCUGUGUUAAGUGUGGUGCCAGCAACUUUAAGCGCCGCUUUCAGUGCUUCGUGUGCAGCUCCUCGCGGGCGGAGAGCGAGAAUGCUCUGUCCGGAGCCGGCGAGGGCGUCGACGAGAUCAGCCGCAUCCUCACAAAAAAGAUCAUGCUUCGCGGCUUGGACGCGCUGACCAACGAAGAGGGCGUGCUCACUGCCCUCCAGCAGCACCUGCCCGACCUGGCCAAAACAGUCAGCAAGGUGCUGGUCAGUCGCGACGCCCUAACCCAGGCAUCUCGGGGCAUUUGUUAUCUUAACUUUGACACACUCGUCGAUUCCAUGAAUGUGUUUAACGGCUUGACGGCCUUGGAUCCGCCACUCACACUGGAUGACAAAACUGUUAUCGUGAACUACUGUAUGGAUCCCGAGAAUCGUCAAGUGCCGCCAACCGACACAAGCGCAUCUAGAGCCGGCGCAGCCUCGAUGCCACCGUCUGGAGUGUGUGCAGGCUACACCCUUGCGGAUGUCCCGCGCCUCGCCGAGUACAGUGCAUCCAUGUAUGCCUCAAACCCAGUGGAGCAUGCCCAUUACGUCCAGUACUAUACGGAUUAUUACACGACUGAAAUCGGUAAGAACAGCGCCGAUCCGCAGCUGACAGAGGCCAACUCAGGGGCAGCGGUGGCUCUCUCGGCCAUUCAGCGUAAGCAGAGGAAGGUUGGCCAUGUGGAGGUCACAACAUCUGUGCCCGAGGCGAAGGCCGCAUUCCUUGCCAGGGGAGCAAGUGCUCCCAGGGGUAAUGAUGGAAAGAAAUACCCCACUCCCGAUGUGUCGAAGUACCAGUACGAUGAGACCUCCGGCUAUUACUACGACCACAUCACCGGUCUGUACUACGAUGCUCACUCGCAGUACUACUACAACAACGAGACGGGCGCGUACCUCUAUUGGGAUCAGAAAAGAAGCACCUAUGUGCUGGCCACACCCGCUUCUACCCAGGCCGCUCUCCAAGAAGUAAUAGCCGAUGCAGAGAAAAAAGAGGAGGAGGCCAAAAAGGCUAAGGAGAAGGAGAAGGAAAAAGAUGAAGGGGGCAAGCCCGACAAGGUCAAGGUGGCCAAGAAGAUUGUCAAGGACAUGGAGAAAUGGGCCAAGCACCUAAACCAGAGAAAGGACUACACAGCAGUGGCCACACCGCAGCCCAUUCUGUCGGAAAAUGAUGCUCCCAGCACAUCGCGCGGCACUCAAGGAGCUUAUGCUGAUGUGGGAUUCUCGAUCCUAGAGAAGAAGGAGCGUGGUAAGCUCAACGAUUAUGUACCACAGGGAUCACAACCGGCGAUGAACAAACUGGUCAACGCCUAUGGAGGGCCAUCAGACUCGGAAGACGACGUUGGUGGGGCCGCCCAGAGCUUGCAGAAGGCUGUGGAGUUAUCCGGUGGGUCUGGGCGAGGAGCUGCCGAAGAAUCUGACUACGUGGAUUUCCAAAAGCUUACUUGCCUGCUCUGUAAGCGUGCCUUUCAAUCGCCAGACAUCCUGCAGAAGCACCUGAAGAUGUCCAAUCUACACAAGGAGAAUCUGGCUAAGCUCAAGCAAAAUUCUGGUGGAGCAGCUGGCACUGAUGAGGGACUAUCUUAUCGUGACCGUGCCAAGGAGCGCCGGUUGAAGUACGGCGAGAGCGAUCCUCCUCCACCUAAUCGCAGCAGAGAGCGCUUUGAGCAGGAAAUAAAGACUUUGCAGACGGGGCCGAAGAACCCUUCUGGGGCUGCUCCAGCCAUGCCCAUUAGUUCGAGCAACGUGGGCAGUCGACUGAUGCAGAAGAUGGGCUGGUCGGAGGGCCAGGGACUGGGCAGGAAGAACCAAGGACGCACACAGAUCAUAGAGGCUGAUGGUCGUUCCAACAACGUGGGCCUGGGCAACAAGGUUGGAAAUAUGACACCUGGAAACGACUACAAAUCCUACAUCAAAAAGAUGAUGAAGCAGCGUUACGAGAACGCUUGAGACUUCUCUUAGGACAUAUAUGAAUUAAUUCCGCUUAGAAAUAGGAGCAUUUAGGCAUUGUUUACCUCAAUUUCACAUCGACCACCUUAUUGCGCUCAUUUAGCAGUACUUGCGAAGUUAACAUGUAAAUAGUUCAUGAAUAAAGUUUCAAAUUAUAUUUGAUUUAUAUUAA